Rhodotorula toruloides NP11 is the source of this 2160-nucleotide messenger RNA. RefSeq lists its product as uncharacterized. Lineage: Eukaryota; Fungi; Basidiomycota; Microbotryomycetes; Sporidiobolales; Sporidiobolaceae. The record is from RefSeq and is a predicted model, not a curated record. The transcript is spliced from 12 exons. The coding region runs from base 1 to 2160 and encodes 719 amino acids.
AUGAGCAGCUCUCGUGUUGCCGGGACGGACGGGCUGCGGUAUUGGGGCGAGGCGGAGAAGCUUGUCCUUGCCUUCGACGUCGGCAACUCUGCCUCCUCCGUUGCCCUCACACAUCUCACCUGGUCCUGCGCACCCCUCUCGACCCCUUCCGCCCUUCGCACCGUCCUCACCUUCCCCUUCUCCUCGCCCUCUCUGACGCCAAUUCCCUCUCGCACGCCUUCAAUGAUGGCCUAUGACCGCGAAGACACGCCGAGGAUGUAUGGCGCUGAGGCGCUCACGCCUGAGGGCAGGGAGCGGAUUAAGGAGGAAGGGUGGGUUGUCGUGAAAGGUUGGAAGGAGCAGAUGAGGCCGAUGGACUCGCCUUCGUCUGCAACAUCGACAUCAGUAGCGAAGAAGAAGCUGCUUCGCAAGGCAAAGCCCGCCCCGCUCUCCUCGCCUUCGCCUUACGCCGCCCGACUCGCUCCCGCUCCCGCCUCGAUGGGCACUUCGUCCACCUCGCUCGCCUCGAUGAAGGGUUCGACGUGGUCUCUGUCCUCCGAAGGCCUCCUCGACGCCGUCGACGCUCGCGCAGAUUACGACUGGGUCGACUUGACGAACACGCCGUCGAACGGAUCGGGCGGCAGCUCGACCAAGGCGGUCGCCCCGGUCGAGAAGAAGCGCAAGGUCGUCACGGUGCAUAGCGGUCCGAGGUUGCGCGACAUCUACGCAGCUUGGCUCAGACACCUGACCGCAUGCGCCCGCGCCUGGUUUGGCGAACGCACGCCAAACGGCGAAGCGACCUUCCUCCGCCUCUGGUCGACCUGCGUCUUCGUCAUUGCCAUCCCAGCAGAUUGGACGACAGCCGAGACCGACAUGAUCCGCGAGUCGAUGGAAGACGCUGGUCUGCUACCUGAGCGCUUUGCAGUCGGAAGGCUCAUCUUCGUCAAGGAGCCGGCGUCAAUUGCGCACUGUGCGCGACGGCACACGAAAGAUCCGGAGAAGACGUGGCUGAAAGAAGGGGGUUCAUUCGUGCUCUGCGACGCGGCGGAGGAAGGUGUUUCCAUCAUCGGCUACACCGUCGCAGCGAAUCACCCGCGACUGCGCUUGCGAGCUUAUGAGCCUGUCUCCCGCCUUCCCGCCGGAACAGCCGCCAUCACCUCCGCUUUCCGCACGUUCCUCGAGCUACGCCUCGCACGGACAAAGUUCAAGUCUGCCUCGAUCGCCUCGCACCUUGUCGAGGAGUUCCGCACGAAGGUCUUGCCCGUCUUCGCCGGCGUCGCGGUCGCACCCGAUGCGGAGUACAAGCUGAGGAUACAGAAAGACGGGGCGGAGAUGGAUCACAAGCUCGAGAAGGGCAUCGACUCUGGAGCGAGGAUCCGAGAUGGCUGGAUGACCCUCACAGCACAAGACGUUGAGGACGUCUUCAAGCCGGCCGUUAACGACAUCAUCGUCCGCCUCUCGUCGGUGCUCUCGCGAGGAAGCGCCAAGCACAUCCUCCUUUCCGGCGGCUUCGGCGAGUCGCCCUACCUCGUCCACCGUCUGCGCGAGACAUUCCGUCCUCCACACGCCUCGCUCGUGAUCCCUUCGCUCCCCGCGCACUCCGCCGUCUGCGAAGGCGCGCUCCGCUUCUACCUAUCCGAGACGCUUCAGCCCCGAACGACGAAGUUCGCGCUCGGAGUGAUGACGGCCGUCGACUGGGCGACGUCCUGGGAAAAGGCGAUGGCGUCGAGGGAAGUCAGCGUGGGAAGCGGCGGGCAGAAGUACGUGCUCGGCAAGUUCAGCGAGGUUGUCGCUAAGGACUCGCUUCUCGACCCGUCGACGAGGUGGACCAAGACGUUCAACAUGCAGUACAGCCUGAACCGCGACGAGCCGCCCAUACUAGCCGAGACGCUGUGGCUAUUUGACCCGGACGCAGCGCUGGAAGGAGACGACGGCUGGAUCAUCGCGCCGGACGGUCGACCACGACCUGGCUAUAGAAUCGCUGGCAGAGUCGUCGCUGAGCUCGACAGCCUCGUACUGAGCUUGCCAGAGCGGCGGACGGCGACGGAAGUCUACGUGCACCUGGAAGUGCAGCUCGUCGUUUACGUGGGCGCAGAGUCACUGGAAGCGAGAUUCGAGUGGGAAGAAGAGGGUCGACCAGCGGCUGGACCAGCGAUCAAGCUCAGCCAUGAAACCUUCUAG